AUGACUAAAGGUGUAUCUACAUUAUUUGGUGAAUCACUAUCUGAAGAAAGUAAAAAACUUAUCAAAGAAGUUAGAGGAAAAUUAACAGAAAAAAUUCAUCCUAAUUUUGAUAAUGAUUUUAAUAUUUAUCGUUUUAUUUUAUCUUCAGAAAGAUUACAUAAAAAAAAAGAUGAAAUCAUAAAACAUGCAGUAGAAACCUUAAAUAAUCAUUUAAGAAUUCGUCGUUCUUUAUCAUUAGAUGAAAUGGAAGAUUUACCUUUUGAAGAUAAUUUACUUUUUAAAAAACAAUUUAUGCCUCAAGGGAUGAUUGUGGAUGGUAUUGAUAAAAAUAAUCGUCUUAUGUGGUAUAUUGAAUAUGCAACAAUCUCUGUUGAUACAAUUGCACAUGGUAUGCGUAGUUCACAAUCAUGUAUUUUACAGUUUUAUCAAUUUGAACAUAUGUUAAAGAAAGUUAAUAAGCAAGAAAAAAAAACAGGUAAAUUAAGUUCAUUAAGGCAUGUUAUUGAUAUGAAUGGUUAUGAAAUUAAUCCUUUUACAAUGUUAUUUGUUAGUUCUGGUACUUUAAGUUAUUAUUCACAAUUAUUUCAUUAUGAAAAUUAUCCAGAACUUGUUACACCUAUUGAAAUAGUUAAUAUAGCUAAAUGGAUUCAUGUACCAUAUAAAUUAGCUAAAACAAUGAUGCCUACAGGAUUUAGUGAACGUUUUAGAUUACAUGAUGAUAAAUUUAUCCAUCAUCUUAAGGAAGAGGUAGAUAAAAAAUAUAUACCAUUAUCUUUGGGUGGUGAUAAUUCUAACAUUAAAUGUAUACCAUCAAAAAAACUUCAAGAAAAUGAAUAUUGGAAACCUAAAUAUCCUAAAAUAUUAACACUUUUAGAACCAUUAUAUGUUGGUGCUCGAAAAAAUAAGUAUAUUUGUAUACAUGUUGAAACACCAAAAAAGCUUGGUUGGUAUUUUAAAACUGAUGGUGAUGUAUAUUUUGGAAUAUUUUAUGAUUCAAAAAAUAUUGUUUCUGAUGAUGAUCAUGAAAAAAUUGAUACAGAUAAAUUAGAAAUGGUUUAUCCAUGGCUUAAAAUUUCAGCUAAACUUGUUCAUGAAGGAGGAUCAAUUAAUCUUGAAAAACCAGGAAAAUAUUAUAUGACAUUUGGAAAUAAACAUAGUUGGUUAACAAAAAAAUAUAUUGAUUUAUCUAUUCAGUUAAAUGAUGAAUUUAGUACAAAAAAACAUAGUAUUCAUGGAGGAAAAAUGGAAGAAGUUAAAGAUGAUGAAAAUAUAUUUAAAAUUUUAGAAAAUGGUUUUGAAUAA
Molecule: messenger RNA, 1302 nt
Organism: Strongyloides ratti
Lineage: Eukaryota; Metazoa; Nematoda; Chromadorea; Rhabditida; Strongyloididae
Product: CRAL-TRIO domain and GOLD domain-containing protein
Exons: 1
Coding region: 1-1302 (433 amino acids)
Source: RefSeq, a predicted model, not a curated record